AUGACCACCCGCCCAGCAGCACCGUCAUCCAGGCCCUCCGAAUCUAUCCCCCGCCCACCCCUCAAAAUCCACUCUCUCGCCAUCGUCGCCGACCGCGCUCAAAUCACCGGCACCCACCCCAUCACCAUCGGCGAAAACACCAUAAUCCACCCACACGCACGCCUUCGCGCCGAGACCGCGCCUAUAACCAUCGGCAAAAACUGCAGCGUCAGCGAGAAAGCCUUGGUCUCCGCUUCUGAGGGACCAGAAGAAUGUGUUAUCGGUGACGGCGUAGAUGUGCAGGGAGACGCGGUUGUGGAGAACGCGAAGGUGGGCGAUUGGACGGUCAUCGAGGUUGGAGCGAAGGUGGGACGGUUGAGUGAAGUGGGGAAGUACUGUAAGAUUACGCCGCUGAGUGUGGUUUUGCCUGGGGAGGGGGUGGAGGAUUUUACGGUGGUGUUUGGGGAUGGAGGUGGGAGGAGGGUUGACGUGAGUUUGAAGGGGAGUGAGGAGAUGAGGGCGGCGAGGGAGCGGGGGCAGGCGAUGAUGUUGGAGGUGCUGGGCAAGUUGAUUCUGGAUGGGGGUGCGAAGUGGAGAGGGACUUGA
Molecule: messenger RNA, 585 nt
Organism: Zasmidium cellare ATCC 36951
Lineage: Eukaryota; Fungi; Ascomycota; Dothideomycetes; Mycosphaerellales; Mycosphaerellaceae
Exons: 1
Coding region: 1-585 (194 amino acids)
Biological process (GO): mitotic spindle organization
Cellular component (GO): dynactin complex
Molecular function (GO): dynein complex binding
Source: RefSeq, a predicted model, not a curated record